AUGGAAAACGCAUACGCCAGAUCCACCUCGGACGUGUUGAGCUUUUUCUCGGUGUCCGAGACUCAAGGAUUGACCGAGUCGCAAGUCGCAGCCUCAAGGGAAAAGCAUGGUCGUAAUGCGAUCGCAGAAGAUCCUCCGACUCCCAUCUGGAAGCUGAUCCUCGAACAAUUCAAAGACCAGCUUGUCAUAAUCCUGCUAGGGUCUGCCGCCAUUUCUUUCGUCCUAGCUCUUUUAGAAGAAGGUGAGGGCUGGACAGCUUUCGUUGACCCUGCGGUUAUUCUCACCAUUCUGAUCCUGAACGCCGUCGUUGGUGUAUCCCAAGAAAGCAGCGCCGAAAAAGCUAUUGCCGCCCUCCAAGAAUACUCCGCGAACGAGGCCAAGGUUAUCCGAGAUGGCAAAAUCACACGUAUUCGAGCCGAGGAGCUGGUCCCUGGAGACAUCAUCUCAGUCUCUGUUGGAGACAGGAUUCCCGCAGACUGCAGGUUGUUAGAAAUCCAGAGCAACAGCUUCAACGUUGACCAGGCAAUCCUCACCGGAGAGAGCGAGAGUGUUGGAAAGGAUACCGCACCAGUCACCGAUUCGAAAGCUGUGAAGCAGGAUCAGAUCAACAUCCUGUUCUCCGGGACAACAGUGGUUACUGGACAUGCUACUGCGAUUGUUGCCCUGACUGGAUCCUCCACGGCCAUAGGAGACAUUCAUGAGAGCAUCGCAGCUCAGAUCUCGGAGCCCACGCCUUUGAAGCAAAAACUAAACGAUUUUGGAGACACCUUGGCAAAGGUGAUUUCGAUCAUUUGCAUUGUUGUCUGGCUUAUCAACAUUCCUCAUUUCAAUGAUCCAUCUCACGGGAGCUGGGCAAAGGGCGCGAUCUACUAUCUCAAAAUCGCGGUCUCUCUCGGUGUUGCAGCUAUCCCCGAAGGUUUGGCUGUCGUCAUCACCACAUGUCUCGCUCUUGGUACCAGAAAGAUGGCUGCCAAGAAUGCGGUCGUCCGAAGCUUGCCUUCAGUCGAGACUCUUGGCAGUUGCAGUGUCAUCUGUUCUGACAAGACCGGUACCCUAACCACCAACCAGAUGAGUGUUAACAAAGUUGUCUACGUUAACGAGGCCGGCAACGAUUUGGAGGAGCUAGAUGUUGAGGGAACCACAUUUGCUCCUCAGGGAAGCAUCAAAUCAAAUGGCUCAGUCGUCUCCAAUGUCGCAUCUUCAUCGAGCACUGUAUUCCAAAUGGCUGAAGUAGCAGCGCUCUGUAAUGAUGCCCAGCUCGCCUUUGACGCAAAAGCAGGUACUUACUCCAAUGUUGGUGAGCCUACGGAAGGAGCCCUCCGCGUUCUUGUUGAAAAAAUCGGUACCAAAGACGCUGCCCAAAACCAGAGGCGGGCGGGUGCCGCUGCGCAGGAAACUCUUCAUCUUCACAGCUCCUGGUACGAGGCCAGAGCUCCUCGUCUUGCCACCUAUGAAUUUUCACGGGACAGGAAGAGCAUGUCAGUUCUUGUCGGUGACAAGAGCCAGCAAAAGCUUCUCGUCAAGGGUGCUCCUGAGAGCAUCAUUGACCGCUGCACCCAUACCUUGGUAGGAGCGAAUGGCAAGAGGGUCCCCAUGUCUAAGAGCCUUACGGAUCUUCUCUUGAAGGAGGUCGUGGACUACGGAAACAGAGGUCUUCGUGUGAUUGCUCUCGCCAGCGUUGAAGAUGUUGCCUCGAACCCGCUUCUGAAGACUGCCAAGUCUACCGCUCAAUACACCCAACUCGAACAAAACCUAACUCUCCUCGGUCUCGUUGGAAUGCUUGACCCUCCCCGCCCAGAAGUUGCCGGAUCCAUCAGGAAGUGCAAGGAAGCCGGCAUCAGAGUCAUCGUUAUUACUGGAGACAAUCGCAACACCGCUGAGACCAUCUGUCGCCAAAUCGGCGUCUUUGGCGAAUACGAAGAUAUCAAGGGCAAGUCCUACACUGGGCGCGAAUUCGACAAUCUCAGCGAAAACGAAAAACUGGAAGCUGCAAAGCGGGCAUGUCUAUUCUCCCGAGUUGAGCCAAGCCACAAGUCCAAGCUUGUCGAUCUCCUCCAGUCAGCCGGAGAGGUCGUCGCCAUGACUGGUGACGGUGUCAACGAUGCCCCGGCCUUGAAGAAAGCCGAUAUUGGUGUCGCCAUGGGAUCUGGAACCGAUGUUGCUAAGCUCGCCUCCGACAUGGUUCUCGCCGACGACAACUUUGCAACCAUCGAAGUCGCCAUCGAGGAAGGCCGCUCCAUCUACAACAACACCCAGCAAUUCAUCCGGUACCUGAUCUCUUCCAACAUCGGAGAAGUCGUGUCUAUAUUCCUGACUGCCGCCGUUGGCAUGCCAGAAGCUCUGAUCCCAGUCCAACUGCUCUGGGUGAACCUCGUUACUGAUGGUCUCCCCGCCACCGCUCUCUCCUUUAACCCUCCCGAUCACGACAUCAUGAGACGCGCUCCCAGAAAGCGUGACGAGCGCCUCAUCGGCGGCUGGCUGUUCUUCCGCUAUAUGGUCAUCGGCGUCUACGUCGGUCUCGCGACGGUCGCUGGCUACGCCUGGUGGUUCAUGUACAACAGCGAAGGACCCCAGAUCUCCUUCUACCAAUUGUCUCACUUCCAUCGCUGCCCAACCUCAUUUCCGGAGCUUGGAUGUAGCAUGUUCUCUAAUGACAUGGCGAAGUCGGCUUCCACAGUCUCGCUGUCUAUCUUGGUCGUGAUCGAGAUGCUCAACGCUAUGAACGCCCUUUCGUCAAGCGAAUCCCUCUUGACUCUCCCAUUGUGGGAUAACAUGAUGCUCGUGUACGCCAUUUGUCUGUCGAUGGCCUUGCAUUUUGCACUUCUCUACACACCUAUACUGCAGACCCUGUUCUCGAUCUUACCCCUGAACUGGAAUGAGUGGAAGGCUGUCUUGGUUAUCAGUUCACCCGUCAUUUUCAUUGACGAAGGACUGAAAUUUGUCGAGAGACAGCUUUUCUCCCAUACCACAGACGUCGCCCAGAAACCUAGAGCCAAGAAAGAGUAG
Molecule: messenger RNA, 3006 nt
Organism: Drepanopeziza brunnea f. sp. 'multigermtubi' MB_m1
Lineage: Eukaryota; Fungi; Ascomycota; Leotiomycetes; Helotiales; Drepanopezizaceae
Biological process (GO): calcium ion transmembrane transport; intracellular calcium ion homeostasis
Cellular component (GO): membrane
Molecular function (GO): ATP hydrolysis activity; ATP binding; P-type calcium transporter activity
Source: RefSeq, a predicted model, not a curated record